AUGGAGAACGUUGGGAUUCCGACAUCAUCGACGAGAAGAAACGAGAGAAGAAGCAAACCGAGAAAACCAGAGGACGAAGACGAGAACGAGAGAAAUAACGCCGAUGCGUUCAAGGCGAGGAAACCUCCGAGCCGAGCGCACAUGACCGACGAAGAGUUGGUGAGAGAAUGGUACGCAAUUUUGCCCUCAAUGCCGUACCUCACGCGAAAGCAAGUGGAGGAAUACAAAACCAUGUUCGACGAUUUAGACAUCGAAAGCGACGGACGAAUAUCCGCGGAGGACAUACAGGAGCGAUUGCGACAGGUUGGGUCGUUUAAAACGAUCAAACAGAUAAAGAAGAAUCUGCGGCGAUACGAUUCGGACGGAAACGGGACGUUGGAUUUUUGCGAGUUUUUGACGCUGAUGUUGCACGAUUUGAAUUUGAGCAAUCCGCAGGAGACGUUGAGGAGCGUGUUUUUGACGUUUGACGAGGACACGGAUGGGAAAAUUACCGCGGCGGAGUUGAAGAGGACGAUGGAGAUGGUUGGGAUUCCGGUAUCCAUGCGGGAGGCGAAGUUCGUGAUUCAAAUGGCGGAUCGAGAAGGCGACGGGGAGUUAUGUUACGAUGAGUUUGUAGAUUUCGUGUUAGGGGCGGAGCAACACGAGAAACCUGGUGCGGAAGGAAUAACGAGCGAUGCGGAAAAGGCGACGAAAGACGGCGCGGGCGUGGAAUACUUGGCGCCGAGGUUGCUCACCACGCGAUUGGGGCAAUUUUUUAGCAGAUCUUCGGCGACGGAAACAAACGACGGAAGAAAGAGCGCUCGACGAAACGCUCGACGCGGGGGGGAUUCGGACGAAGAGGAGGUGUUAUCGGACGAAGAGAACGUUGUUUUAGGUUAA
Bathycoccus prasinos is the source of this 879-nucleotide messenger RNA. RefSeq lists its product with no specific name. Gene Ontology annotation, molecular function: calcium ion binding. Lineage: Eukaryota; Viridiplantae; Chlorophyta; Mamiellophyceae; Mamiellales; Bathycoccaceae. Bases 1 to 879 code for a protein of 292 amino acids. The record is from RefSeq and is a predicted model, not a curated record. The transcript has 2 exons.